Messenger RNA from Laetiporus sulphureus 93-53, 1001 nucleotides. RefSeq lists its product as uncharacterized. Bases 125 to 865 code for a protein of 246 amino acids. The transcript has 5 exons. The record is from RefSeq and is a predicted model, not a curated record. Lineage: Eukaryota; Fungi; Basidiomycota; Agaricomycetes; Polyporales; Laetiporaceae.
GACAUAGCUGGUCGCUGGGCGGAUCACGCCACUUAGAGUGCGGUGGCCAGCGCGCGGCGUAUUGUGCGCGUCGACUGUCACCUUCACUCGAGUGCUUCAUUCGGGUCUAUGGCUACAAUUGGACAUGCGCAUGCCUUCAUUAACGAGCUCGGUCCCCCUCUCCUCGUCUCCUCUCCAAACUAUCUUCUGCUGUCUUGCCCAGCUCGGAACCGCGCAAAUCGAGGUAUAUAGAGACAAAAAGGUGCCGUCUCCCGUUCCCUUGUACAAUUACUUGGCGCCAGUUUACUCCACCCACGGCCGCAUGCGUGUGCCUCUAUCGGCCCCCCUCCCUCUCCAUUGCCCACCACCACGAAUUUCUCGCCGAGGUCAACAUUUCAGCUUCGUGGCGCAAAGGCCAGCGCGCAGCUGCAAAGAGUCGGUCAGCGUGCUCCCUGCACCAUCAACCUCGGAAUCCCACUCAAGUACUGCUCGGACAUCUCGCUCCCUCAAGACCUCACCUUUUUCCCGCGAGCUUUCCUGCUUCUGCCGCAGCAGCGAUGUCUCGCUCCUCCUCCAUGCACAUUCGCUCCGCGCCACGAGCGAUACCGAGAGCGCUCCCCAGGGGGUGCUUGUUGACGAUCCCCGUUCCUCACGCACACGCCUCGUCACAGAAAGCGCGCUUUGCUCUCCCUGUGCCUUGAACAGAUCCAGAAGCACAACGUUUUGCACGUUUGGCAGAUUCUCCGUUCUAUAUAGCGACUAUCCACCUGUGUAUCUAAUGGCGGCACAACGCCGUCGCCAUCGUCGCCCUCCACUCGCACCGCAUCGAAUCUUCACACGCCUUGCAACCUCGAGCUUAGUCUCUCACACGCUGACUGGGCUGUAGGUCAAGAACGCUGAGUGGCAGACGCCACCUGCAGCUUUUACGGUACCUAUCACACUCCUUCCUCACGAGCAUCCUCCGGGCUUGUGAGGAAGCUCCGUUGUCAUCAUCGACGAACGCGAAUCGCAUACUCCGGUGG